This is a messenger RNA of Closterium sp. NIES-67, 1689 nucleotides long. The record is from the annotation of a GenBank genome assembly. Lineage: Eukaryota; Viridiplantae; Streptophyta; Zygnematophyceae; Desmidiales; Closteriaceae.
GAGUGCAUGCGACGAGAGCCUAUUCCUGAUGGGAGAGGGGGAGUCACUUGUGCUUCUGCUGGUGUACGCGGAUGACAUCCUGCUCUUCAGCAGCAGUGACAAGGAGAUCGAUGGGGUGCAGCGGAAGCUCACAGAGCAGUUCAAGUGCAAGUCACUUGGAGAGGCAAGGUACUACCUGGGAAUGCACAUUGAGCGGGAUACUGAACGUGGCUGGCUCAAACUGCAUCAGGGACAGUACAUCAACACCUUGGCUGAGAAGUACUCUCUGCAGGAAGAACGGGAAGUGGUCACACCUUUGCCUUCCGAGUUCAAACUCAUUAAGGCAGCUGAAGGAGAAGGAGUUGAGAGUGAAGACCAGAGGCAAUUCCAAUCCAUGGUCGGGAGCCUACUCUACGCUGCUGUGCAUACUCGGCCUGACAUCAGCUUUGCUGUGGGACAGCUGGCUCGAAUAGUCCAAAAUCCAACAGAAGAGCAGUGUGGUGCAGCGGAGAGAGUGGUGCGCUACCUCAAGUCAUACCCUACAGUGGGAGUACAGUAUUCGGCCUCUGCUCAACUCAGUCAAAAAGGAGUUGAAGUCCUCAAAGAGAAGGGGGAGCAGCUCGGAGAAGGAAAGGUGUUCCUUUCCUGUUUUGCUGAUGCCACGUGGGCUUCUGAGCAUGAGGAUUCAUCAUCAGUUGGUGGAUACAUCUGCAUGGUGGGAGGUGGGCCUGUGAGUUGGAGGUCCAAGAAGCAGUCUGAGACGGCACUAUCUUCAGUGGAAUCUGAGUACAUGGCGAUGUUUCAUGCGGCAAAAGAAAUCAUCUGGCUAAGGAGGCUCUUGAAGGAGAUCGGCCAUGAACAGACUUGUGCGACACCUCUGUUCAGUGAUAGCAAGGGAGCCAUUGCCAUGGCACGCAAUGCAGUUCUUCAUGGGUUGAACAAGCACAUGAGGAUCAAGUGGCAUUGGCUGCAGAAGGAGGUGAAGCUUGGGACACUGGAUCCGAUCUACGUGAAAACUCAGCAACAGCCAGCCGACUUCCUUACCAAGCGGCUAGCUGAAGAGCCACACUGGCGCUGUGCGAGGAUGGCGGGAAUGUCCUUGAACUAGAGACGGCGAAACAAGCCGACAGUCUGAGGGGGAGUGUGUUGGUGCAUAUUCAUUUGCACGUCAUCCUGUCGUCUGUUCGCGUCAUUUCGUUUGCAUGUGUUUUGUGUGCUACGUUGUUUGUAUGGUUUGUUGGGUUUGCAUGUCUUUGCAUGUUCAUCUUGUGCUUGUGCAGAUGUGCUUGGAUUGUGCAUGACAUCGAGCACAUUCCAACGAGCCAAGAAUUGUUGGAAUCGGAGCACAUAUGAAGAAGUUACGAAGAAAUGUUUGAUGGAUUUGUUACAACUCAUUGGAAGUCCUUGUCAGCUGCUACACCAAAGUUGGAGAGCCCUAUAACGAGGAGGGACCAGCAUGUGUGGGACUUUUGUCCCCACCUUGCAGCUGCAGCAUUUGGGGUUUGGAGGCCAACCUGGCACAGUGUGAAUUUUGUCUUGCCAGGCUGGCUGAACCUGAGGAUGGGGAGUCAAAACUUUGACUCUUGUCAUGUUCUUGACCAUGGGCCUCCAGGGUCCUUCCCUUUCAUCCUUCCCUUCCUACCCCACCUUCCAACUGCGCUUCAAUGCCUUUUCCAUCAUGUCUCUGAACUUGUAAGCUUCAAUCAUAGU